Eruca vesicaria subsp. sativa (arugula) is the source of this 1439-nucleotide messenger RNA. Lineage: Eukaryota; Viridiplantae; Streptophyta; Magnoliopsida; Brassicales; Brassicaceae. The record is from the annotation of a GenBank genome assembly.
UUAGUUUUUUCCUUCUGGAACUUCCGGUCUGUUGUCUCUCAUCUCUCUCCUCUAUCUCCAUAUCUCUCAUUCUUAUCAUUCCGUAUUUGAGAGAACCUUCUAGAACCUCUAAACACAAAGAACACACACUCUUUCUCUCUCACGUUUGAAAUCCCUACGGACUCUUUCUGGAUUUGGGGAAAUCUCGUUGUUGGUUGGUGAAAACUGAAAAGAUUGCGUUAAGACAGAAAGUUAUUUUCGAAUGUUUUAGAUUUGGUUUAAUGGUUCCGAAUGCGUCUAGUUUUGUCUGUAAUUCAGAUCUCAUGAUUAAAAGUCUCUUCAAGCAACAACAAGAACCAAAUUAAAAAAAAGAAGCCCAUUUUCAUUGGUAGAUAGAUCCAUCUGCUCUUUUUCCAUCGGCAGUUUCUGAGGUGUGUGUGGAUCUAGAACACAUGCCGGGGGAACAAACCGGAGAAACCGCGACGGUUGCCGGAGGUGGUUGUAGCGCCGGAAAUAGUGGCGGAAGCAGUGGCGGCGGCGGGGGCGGAGGAGGGACAGAUUCGCAGAGGUCAAUACCGACGCCGUUUUUAACGAAAACGUACCAGCUUGUGGACGAUCCGGUUUACGACGAAUUGAUUUCGUGGAACGAAGACGGAUCAGCAUUCAUCGUAUGGAAACCGGCCGAGUUCGCGAGAGAUCUUCUCCCGAAAUACUUCAAACACAACAACUUCUCCAGCUUCGUCCGACAGCUCAACACUUACGGAUUUCGAAAAGUGGUUCCUGACCGUUGGGAGUUUUCAAAUGAUUGUUUCCGGAGAGGUGAGAAGAUUCUGCUUCGUGAUAUUCAACGCCGGAAAAUAUCUCAGGCGGCAGCGGCUGCGGCCGCUGUUCCGGUGUUAGCUCACGUUGUCUCACCGUCUAACUCUGGAGAAGAGCAGGUGAUUUCGUCUAACUCGUCGCCUGCGGGUACAGGAGGAGGAGGAGGAGGAUCUGUUGGUGUGGUGGCUCUGCAGAGGACGACGAGCUGCACCACCGCGCCGGAGCUGAUGGAGGAGAACGAGAGGUUGAGGAAGGAGAAUGUACAGUUGAGUCAAGAGCUGACAAAGCUUAAAGGGUUGUAUUCGAAUAUCUACAAGCUGAUGUCGAAUUUCACGUCGGGUCAAGCGGAUUGUGCGAAACCGUUGGAUUUAAUGCCGGGGAGACAAGAGAUGAGGGACGCCAUAGAAACAGGGAUUGGUCUGAAGCUUGGUGAGGACGUGACUCCGAAGUUGUUUGGUGUUUCUAUUGGGGCAAAGCGGGCUAGAAGAGAUGAAGAGUUGGGUACUGCAGAGGAAGAGGAUGAUGAGCGACGAGAAACAGGUAACCAAGAGGAAGAACAAGGCUCCGAUGCUAAGUCAGAGCCAAUGGAGGAGAAAAACUCUGAUGACCACAAUGGGCCAUGGCUUGAACUUGGAAAAUGA